Molecule: messenger RNA, 1724 nt
Organism: Athalia rosae (coleseed sawfly)
Lineage: Eukaryota; Metazoa; Arthropoda; Insecta; Hymenoptera; Athaliidae
Gene: Non3
Product: ribosome production factor 2 homolog
Exons: 5
Coding region: 138-1097 (319 amino acids)
Biological process (GO): maturation of LSU-rRNA from tricistronic rRNA transcript (SSU-rRNA, 5.8S rRNA, LSU-rRNA); ribosomal large subunit assembly
Cellular component (GO): nucleolus
Molecular function (GO): rRNA binding
Source: RefSeq, a predicted model, not a curated record
CGCUUCUCGUUUGUAUAACCAGAUGGCAACAAAAAUUUUUUAUCUUUCUCCAUGUGUUGACUUGACAUAACCUAAGCUAACUCGAUUUCAGUUCUUGAAUUAGUAUUUUAAUUUACUGAUACCUUAGUAUUUUGAAGAUGCCAGUCAUCCAAAGGGUUGUCAAACCCAAAACACGAAGAGGAAAAAGAGCCCUGCUCAGCAGAGAACCUCAACUCGUUGAAGAUGCAAAACAAACAUUAUUCAUAAAGGGAAGCCGCACCAGUGAGAUUUUGAACAAAUGCGCAAAAGAUCUAUAUGAUAUAAAGAAACCCGAUGCUAGAAUGAUGCAGAGGAAGAAUGAUAUCCUUCCUUUUGAGGAUGCAACCCCCUUGGAACAAUUUGCACGAAAGUUAAACUCUCCCUUGUUUGUCUUUUCUUCGCACAACAAGAAACAUCCCAACAGCCUUGUGGUUGGGAGGAUGUUCGAUAAUAACCUUCUAGACAUGGUGGAAUUUGGUGUUCAGGACUACAAGGGUCUGGUUGAUUUCAAGAUUGACAAAAUCGUUACUGGAAUCAAACCAGUCCUUAUAUUCAAUGGCGAAUUGUUUGAGAAUGAUCGAGAAUACUCUAGGAUUAAAAGCCUUUUAAUUGAUCUCUUUCAACGCAACACUGUCGAAAACAUAAGACUCCAAGGUAUAGAACAUUCUAUCAGCUUCACGAUUAUCAACAACAAGAUACAUGUUAGGAGUUACAGGAUACUUCUAAAAAAGUCUGGGAGUAGGAUUCCUAGGAUUGAGUUGGAAGAAAUCGGACCACAAGUUGACCUCAUUGUCAGACGAACGAAACUGGCUUCCGACGACCUGUACAAACAGGCUUGCAGAAAGCCCAAGGAACUCAAGGUAAAGAAGAAGAAGAAUAUUUCAAUGGACGCAUUGGGCUCAAUGCAUGGUAGGGUACAUAUGGGUAAGCAGAGAUUGCAGACAAUUCAGACGAGAAAGAUGAAGGGUCUGAAAAAAACCAUGGUCGAGAGAAAGGCCGAGCGGAAAAGAAAGGCGAUGGAAAAUGGAGAAGCUGAUCCUAAAAAGAUGAAAACGAGUGACAGCGUUGAGGCACAGUAAUUCAACCAGCAAUAUUUUCCCCUGUGUUUUUCUCAGCGCCCCUCAUAUAUUUUCAAUAAAGUUUCACUUAUCAAGAUACACUCACAUUUCAUCAAGUGAUUUUUCAGUUUCUCUGACUACUGCAGUUUUGUGAAAAUACUUUUGCAUAGAUAAUGCUAGAUAAUGACUGAGCGAAACUUUUUCAUUGUAUACUUUUUUUCUGAAAAUAGGAAAAAAAAAAUUAUUAUGUUCGAAUGAUGCAUUCUCAUUUUAUUGCAAAGCUGCUCCAUCAAACUAUAUGGCACAUGGUGAUUUGAAAAACCAUGCAUAUUUAUAAUUAUUAUCAGUACAAAAUGUCUUUAAAAAAACCAUUUUCUCUGACGUAAUAUGAGAAAUCAUUGGCAAAACCUCAAAAUUAAUGAUAAAAUCAUUCCUAACUACGUAUUUCUUGUUGUUUAUCUUACAUUUGUAAUUGAUGACGAUUCUUGAGUAUUGAUCCUCAGAAUCUGGUCUUCCAAACCGUUUUAUUAUUCGACCGAUAUUCGAAUCGUUAUUCGACCGUUUUAUUUACGCAGACAGGCGAGGUUGAUUUGUUUGUACGUACGUCUUACGUCAAGUAAUAAAGAUUCGCAACGAAUUUUUCUGUUA